Molecule: messenger RNA, 1746 nt
Organism: Trichoderma gamsii
Lineage: Eukaryota; Fungi; Ascomycota; Sordariomycetes; Hypocreales; Hypocreaceae
Exons: 4
Coding region: 1-1746 (581 amino acids)
Source: RefSeq, a predicted model, not a curated record
AUGAGUCGGCCGCACAUCCAUAUUCAUCCCCAGUGCGGAGCUUGUGGUGAUGAUUUCAGCCUUGGGCAGGAAAUCGUCGCGGCCAUUCGAAAGAGUCGCUCUAUCCAUAUCAUCAAUGCGUUUACUUUCCCAGACUACGGUGUCAGCGAUGAAGCUGCAGCAGACAUCGAGUGGCACUUCUGCCGCAAACCCUCAUGCUCCCAGUGCGACGAUGGCGCCGCAGACGCUGCAACGCUCCACGUCGACUGCUACAACUUAUUCCGGCAACGGUGCAAGGCUAGCGAUUCGCUAUAUCGACUGUGGCUCACGGCAGCGUGGAGAAGACCUUGGCACGGCGCUCCGUCCUUUCGACUGGCCCCUGAUGCCGAUGCGAUAAAAACGAUGCGGCUUGCUGCAACGGCGUGUUCUCUACCCCAGCUGACGACUGUCCCCGCAGAGAUAUUACAAAUCAUAGGCGCAUAUGCUCAGCCGAGCCCUCUUAGCCGCUAUCGCACUGUUAUUGAUUUGGCCGCUGAUUGGAACGGUCGGGAGCUGAGCUGCCAACCAUCACUACCGCUCUCAAGAAUCGCCUCGUGGGAACGAGAUGAACAUGCCGUCGUUGGAGGAGACCUCUCCCCGAUUGUCAAGGUUACAAUUGACUGCUGGGGACUAAAACGAAUCGAGAGGCUGACAGACUAUCCCUCAUUUGCUGGUAAACGAUCGGACGCGGAAACUUAUAUCAUAGAGACGCAGGAUCGGUUAAGAGACGUGAGAGUACAGUUUCAAUCGGGCCUGGCUCGUUUGGAAAUAUCAAAGGAAGCGGCCGAUCUUCAGCUCUGGGACACGCCUGCGCCGCCACCUUUGAAAAGUCUCCGAAACAUGCCCAAGAUUACAGGCACCAUCCAAUUCGCGACAAUCGAUCUCAAAAAGGUGUAUGGCCUUACAUUCUUCGUAACAAACGGAUCUACCCUCGCCGUACACAGCCAUACACGCAGACGACCCCGUCCCGAUACGACGUUUAAUCAACUUUCACGCCAACGCCAACGCCACACUGCCUGGGUCUACGUUCCAUUCCCUUCAAAAGAUCGACUCACUCACUUUGGAAUCCGUGCUCCCCACAAGUUCACGAAAUCCCCAUGGGCUAAAUCCGACUAUUCCUACCUGUUCCGCUUCGAAUUGGCUGGAGAUGUCAUGGUCGGGCCCAAUUUUGUAGGACCAACGCAGGAUUUCAUAUGGCCCGUACAAGAACAGCUGCUGCUCAUCUUCAACGUGGCAGAGCUUGCGGCUAUCUCGGCUAUGAGUGCUUAUCCCAACCAAAACAGCGAGAUGCAACCUUUUGCUCGAUUCAGCAAGCCCCUGUUCCAAGACGCGUGUUUCUCGUCUGCGCCCCUGGAGAACAUAGCUCUUCUGCACAUAUAUUCAGACGCCGAAACUGGUCUUUGCCGGGGAAUCCUGGCAGAGUACAACAACGGUUCCCAGCGCGCCCUCGGUGAAUGCCGGAUUGGACUGGAUCCGGUGUGCACGUACCAGAGCCCCGCAUGCUUGUGCUUUGCUCGAGUCACUCGUAUUCGUCCAAGAACGUCUAUUGAGCUGAAAGGAACAAAGGUCAGCAGUGAUAACCAAUCAAAACAUAAGCAUGAUGAAGAGGGGUGGGCAUGUUGUCCGAUGCAAGGGACCCUUCAAUUCUGGUUUACAAAUGAGCAAUCCGUUUUGGAUGUGAUGAUAGAUGAGGCAGGAUCGACCUCUUCAAGCGGGAUUCUUGUUUGA